UCCCAGACGUCACUCUGGAGGUAGGGCCAGAGGCCAAAAGCAGAGGGGGGAAGAAGCUUCAUGAAUCACCUGAACCCAGGGUUAACCAGUUGUUAGGGAGAUCUAGAAACAGGUGAGGUGUAAAAUGAGUGAAUUCAGGACCUGCAGAGGUAGAAUCUGGGGUUGAAGGAGCUGUCUCUGUUCAGCUCUUCUGAUUAGGCAUAGGACCAGACCAAGGCAGAGGACUCCCUUUUCUCUUGCUGGUGAAAUCAGUCCAUAAUCUUCUAAGAAGGUAGAAAUCGACACAGUCCCAGGCUAUCUGAUUCAUCUCCCCCCCCAAAACACAGGUAAGGAGGGGUCCCGGGGUGAAAACUCUUAUCACAGAGUAAGAGACAGGGUGGUGGCCAGCAAAGCCAUCCUGUCCAAAUGUGGACUUUGCAGGGAUAGGUUCAUGGCUGCCAGGCCUUUGCCCCCAGGACACCAGGAAGAGGACACUACCAAAGACCCAGGGCUAAAGUUGUCACCAGUACGGCCCCUAGGCCGCCUGCCCAGCAUCGAUGAAGCCGGGCCAGCGUGUGUGGGUCCCGCCUCCCGCCGCGCCUCGGUGGUGGGCCUGGCCUCAUCCUUCUCACGCCGCAGCUCACUGGCUGGUCCAGGCGCAGGUGCUGGAGGUCGGCGACCAUCGGUGGGUCCCGUGCCCCCUCUAGGCUCACGGGUCAGCUUCUCGGGAUUGCCCCUGGCGCCCAUCGGGCGGGUGGCACCCUCUUACCGCAUGGAACCUGCGCCUGGCGAGCACUGGGAAGCCGCCCGUGCACAGCGCGCUCUGGAGGCGGCACUGGCCUCCAGGCUGCGAGACAUCUGCUACUCCGGCUCGGAGGCAGGUCCACUGGCUCAGGAGCUCUGUGAGCACCUACGCAUGCGCUUGCGUGAACUCUGCCCGCCGCGCUACAAGCUGGUGUGCAGUGUGGUGCUGGGGCCACGCGCCGGCCAGGGUGUGCGCGUGGUCAGCCGGGCGCUCUGGGAUGCAGCGCAGGACGGGCUGGCCUCUGCCACCUACACCAAUGCCUCGCUCUUCGCCGUGGCCACGGUCCACGGGCUCUACUGUGAGUGAGAAAGCCUUGGAGUUCUGCA
Erinaceus europaeus (western European hedgehog) is the source of this 1110-nucleotide messenger RNA. It is a transcript of the gene DYNLT4, whose product is annotated as dynein light chain Tctex-type 4. The record is from RefSeq and is a predicted model, not a curated record. Bases 431 to 1090 code for a protein of 219 amino acids. Gene Ontology annotation, biological process: microtubule-based movement. Gene Ontology annotation, cellular component: cytoplasmic dynein complex; cytoplasm. Gene Ontology annotation, molecular function: dynein intermediate chain binding. NCBI's taxonomy places the organism in Eukaryota, Metazoa, Chordata, Mammalia, Eulipotyphla, Erinaceidae. The transcript is spliced from 2 exons.